Salvelinus fontinalis (brook trout) is the source of this 4124-nucleotide messenger RNA. Its product is annotated as inhibin beta B chain-like. Gene Ontology annotation, cellular component: extracellular region. NCBI's taxonomy places the organism in Eukaryota, Metazoa, Chordata, Actinopteri, Salmoniformes, Salmonidae. The transcript has 2 exons. Gene Ontology annotation, molecular function: cytokine activity; growth factor activity. The record is from RefSeq and is a predicted model, not a curated record. The coding region runs from base 267 to 1457 and encodes 396 amino acids. Gene Ontology annotation, biological process: BMP signaling pathway; SMAD protein signal transduction.
ACUGUGUAGUGGCUGUAAUGUAUUUGAUGUUCUCAUUGGUGCCUCCCCUCUAACAUGUCACCAUUUCUGGUAGAUUAACCCAGAUAUGGGGAGCAUCAUCAGGUGUUGAAGUACCACUAACGCUCUCUUAACCCUUGUCUUCGAGGCAUCCACCUGCAGGAACAAGCACCUGCUGACUGAAAAAGUUCAGAAACUUGUGCAACACAUAUUUCAACAUGUUUUCUUCCAUUUGAUCGAUUAUUUUACCAACGCCUUGUGCCUUUAAAAUGCAUCGUGUUCGAGACUCUACCAACAUGCUAUUCUCUUCAUCUUCAACAUUGCCAAUGUAUUUAUUGAUGACGUCUCUGCUGGUGAUGGGCCUGGAGGCUGCGGCCACCGCAGGGACCACGCCGGGCUGCGCGUCCUGCCGCAUGCCGCUAAUGGAGAAGGAUGCGGAGCAGAGGCUCCUGGUUGAAAUCGCCAAGCAGCAGAUCUUGAACAACCUGCAUCUGAAAGAGAGACCAAAUAUCACAUCGACAGUGCCCCGCGCUGCACUUCUCACCGCGCUCCGCAAACUGCACCCGGGACGUGUCAGAUCGGACGGCACCUUUGAACUUGAAAACAAAAUCAAGGAAACCAAAGAUCCGGGAUAUGAAAUAGUGAGCUUCGCAGAAAUAGAUGAGAUGAACACUACUACUGGAGCCCAGCCAGGCCUCACCUUUCAGUUCCUGCAGGAGAGAGAACACAGCAUCCAGGUGCUUCAGUCUGCCCUGUGGCUGUAUGUCCACUCCUCCGACACCCCUAACCGGGCUCCCCGCCCCACCGCCACAGCCCACAUCUACCUGUCUAGCCCUGGGGAAGGCAGAUCCAACCACACCCUCCUCUUGGAGAAGAUCUUGGAUGUGCAGAAGAGCAACUGGCAUACCUUCCCCAUCACCCACACCCUACAGGCCUUCAUGGACGGGAGCAAGCGGCUGCUACAGCUUGAGGUCAUCUGCAAGGAGGCUGGGUUUGAGCCGGGCCAAGGCCAGAACCUGUGUGAGCUGGGUAAGACCAUGGACAUGGCUCAUCAGCCAUUUGUGGUGGCCCAGGUGCGGCUCCGUGACAACUCCAGGCACAUCCUCCAGAGGAGGUCUCUGCGCUGCGGGGACAACGUUAGCGUUUGCUGCAAGAAGGACUUCUAUGUCAAGUUCAAGGAUAUCCAGUGGCAGGACUGGAUCAUAGCACCUGAGGGGUACCAUAUGAAUCACUGUAUGGGUCAGUGUCCCCAGGCCCUGGCCGGGUCUCCGGGCAUCGCGUCUUCCUUCCACGCCACAGUGUUCAGUCAGCUCAAAGCCAACGGCAUCAAUUCAGCGGUGUCUUCUUGCUGCGUGCCCAUCCAGCGUAGGCCUCUAUCUAUGGUCUACUUCAACUCACAGCACAGCAUCGUCAAGACCGACGUCCCUGAUAUGAUCGUAGAGUCCUGCGGCUGCACGUAAACACAUAAAAGAGAAAGACCAGACAUUCAGCUCAUGAUGCUUUUAGUCUGAGAAGACUAGAUUGAAUUUGUUACACACACACACACAAACAUAAUUUAAGGUAUUCUGUCUCUAUCAAUUUGAUAGAUGGUUUUUGCACAGAAAGUGAGAAUGAGGCUUCAAUGUCUUGUAAUUAGCAGACCUGGUUCAAAUACUAUAUAGGGUAUUUCAAUUACUUUCAAAGACAUUUAGAAGUAAGUAUUUCAAUAUAUAUAAUUUAAAAAAAAAAUGUUUUUAGACGUAGUUGAAUAUUGUAAUAUAUUUGGAAAUACACUUGGAAAGUAUUUGGAAAUACACUUGGAAAGUAUUGGAAAAUACUUACAUACACUGACUCAAAUACACUCCCAGGCAUUUGAAAAUAGUAUUUUAAAUAAAUAUUUGGAAAUACUUUCAAAUAGUAGGCUAUUUAUGGGAAAUUAUUAGAAAAUACUUUCAAAUACUUACAAUAGAAGUAGUUGAUUAGGGCCAUAUUUUUGGAAAAAUACUGAGAUACACAGAAAAUAAGUAUUUAAAAUCAAAUAAUCAAAUACACAUGUAUUUGCUCUCAGGUCUGGUAACCAUGCCAACGGGGAAUAGUACUGAAUGUUAAUAGGGUUUGGUCAGUCAUGUGGUCACACAAGACACAUGACGGAAAGAGGAGAGAGAUUAAUAUAUAUCUAAACUUCUUUCAGUUUUAAAAAUUUUAAUCUAUGAGCUGUGUUAUUACUUUAUCUUUUUAUACUAAAUGUGUUGUGUAUACUGGUGAAUGUGAGUUAAAAUGCAGUAAGAUUUAUUGCAGUCAGUCAGCAUCUGGACUUCAGAGAAAUGUACUAGAACAUAUCUGAGCUUUACAAAGGCUCUUUGUCAAUGCAACACAACAUUUAAGAAAUGCAAUCUUCACACACAUACGACGUACGUAUCUGACUGAAAAUAUCUAUCGUAUAGGCAGUGCCAUUGUACCAUUUUUUCCCUCUAAAUUGUGAAGUUGUUUGACUCCUACUAGUUCAUUACAAGUACCGUUACAAUACAGGCAUUUGGACUUCAAUUUCAAAAAUAAGAUUGCUAAAAUAUGUGUUUUUUUGUAAGGUUGAUGGCUAAUUGGGUGUUCUGAUACUGUAGACUCAUUCUGUAUUCGAAACGUUCUUGAAAAUCCACAGAGCUAAAAGGGUUACAAAAAGGUUAUUUGUCUGUCCCGAUAGGAGAACCCUUUUUGGUUCCCGGUAGAGCCCUUUUUAGGUUCCAGAUAGAACCCUCUGUGGAAACGGUUCCACAUAGAACCAAAAGGGUUAUACCUGGAACCAAAAAGGGUUCUCCAAAGGGUUCUCCUAUGGGGACAGCCAAAGAACCAUUUUCGGUUCUAGAUGGCACCUUUUUUUCUAAGAGUGUAGAGACUCAUGGAAUUGUACUCAUACGGUUCGCAUUAUGUAUGUAUGUAAGCAACACAAAAGAGCAGUAAAAUGUUUCAAAUAAUCUGAAUAGAUUCCACCCCUGGGAAACCACCCUGACAGGAGACAUAUCUGAUAUGGAGAGGUUCAAAAAUGGUUUUGAUCAGAUAAUCAGUUAGGCAACAGCCUGGCUUUGAUGACAUGAACUCAAGGUUAUUACUCAGUUGUGUGAGCAAACAUUUAGCUAUUGCCACAGUGUCAGGCAACCAGAAAGUCCAUCGUAAACACAGGUCAAUGAGCAUGUGCUCCAAAGCACGAUGAAGUCUGCAUUUUCCAAAGUCAAAUGUUUCUUAGGGCUGAUGCAACUUAUAUGCAUCCAUUCAAGCAAAUGUUUGUUUUCUGCUUCCUGUUUAGAAUGUUUACACUGUCUGGGUAUAGUGUAUGUGUAUCAUACAUUUGAAGCUGAAGCAUCUUUGCUGCUUUCUUAAUGGUUUGCAUCUUCAGUAUGGCUGGCAGUAGCAGUGUAUACUCUAACUGGAGACCUUCCUACCCUACCCUGGCACUAUGCAGGCACUAUACUGCUCUAGGCAGCAAAAGGCCCCAUUAUUACAUUGCAGUAUGAUAUGCUAGCAUGGCCUUCAGGUUCCUACACAUCCUGGUUACCUGGCUCCUAGAAUAUUAGAACAAUAGAACAUUCUAUAAUUCUUCUGGAAGCACUUCCUGUGUAUGUCACACUGGGGUGCAUAUAAUGUACCAUGAUGAUAACUAAUACCAUUGAUUUUGAUACCAAAAAGUGAACUGUUUUCCAAACAGAAAGCCUCACAUAACUUUCAUGAUCGGCCAUGAUUUCUGAAUGAGCACUUUAUCGGCUUACUGUAUAUUUAUGAGAUUCUGCAACAGGUUGUCCUCCUAAUGCCAUUUUCUAGUUUUGUCACUCUGUCACUGCAUGUGAAACAAUGAUAAGGUGAUAGUUAUCAGGUUAUUUUCUUUAGCCCUUGCUGUGUGAAUGAAUGUGUGGUCUGUGAUAUAACAGCAACACUUUGAACAAAAUGGAGAAAGUUCUGUAUUCUGUAACUGGAUAUAGAUACCAGCAUUUUGAUUGAAUAUCAAUUCCAGUAGAUUCUAUUGUCUAUGUUUUAAAUUGCAUUAUAUUUUUUAUUAAUUUAUAAUAAGAAUACGUUAUUAGGAAUUUGUUUAUUGUACUGUAUGCUAUAAUUCCAUUUGAAAAUAUAUUUUAAACAAAACAAAUAAAUGUUUGACUUGA